Nerophis lumbriciformis (worm pipefish) is the source of this 670-nucleotide messenger RNA. It is a transcript of the gene ppp1r14ab, whose product is annotated as protein phosphatase 1, regulatory (inhibitor) subunit 14Ab. Gene Ontology annotation, cellular component: cytoplasm. Lineage: Eukaryota; Metazoa; Chordata; Actinopteri; Syngnathiformes; Syngnathidae. Gene Ontology annotation, biological process: regulation of phosphorylation. The record is from RefSeq and is a predicted model, not a curated record. Gene Ontology annotation, molecular function: protein serine/threonine phosphatase inhibitor activity.
AUGGCAGCCAACCGGGUGGGGCGGCGGGUCAACAAGGUGUGCCACCCUUCGCCCAACCGGGCGGGUGGUGGCGGUGGUGGCGGGGGCAGCGUGGGACGCGAGCCGGGUCACGGCCUGCAGAGACGGCAGGCCAGAGUCACGGUCAAGUACAACCGCAAGGAGCUGCAGAGAAGGCUGGACGUGGAGAAGUGGAUCGACUGCGGCCUGGACGAGCUCUACAGGGGCCGGGAGGAGGACAUGCCCGAGGAGGUGAACAUCGAUCACCUUCUGGACCUGAAGACGGACGGCGAGAGGAUGCAAAGACUGCAGGAGAUUCUUCAGUCGUGUAACAACAACACGGAGGUGUUCAUCAGCGAGCUGCUGGUGAAACUUCACGGCUUACAGAAGCAAGAGGAGCUCCACAACGACGGCAUCGACCUCCCGCAGCUACACAUCUACCCCGCCCGCCCCGGAUCGUCCGACAGGGAGGUGCUGCACUGACAAAGCAAGCGCGCCCACUCCCUUUGAAUGCCCCCCCCAACUCCUUCCUUCCUCCCCGCCCUUGCAGCACUAUCUAUGGAGAGAAAUGUGUGUCUUUUUAUGCAACCAAACAAAACAUUUCUUUUUAAACUUAAAAAUGUAUUUGAAAAAUAAAAAUUUUAAAGAAAAUUAAUUUUUAUUUUAGCUAAUA